Molecule: messenger RNA, 6288 nt
Organism: Closterium sp. NIES-65
Lineage: Eukaryota; Viridiplantae; Streptophyta; Zygnematophyceae; Desmidiales; Closteriaceae
Source: the annotation of a GenBank genome assembly
AUGGGUCCGCCAGCAUCCCUCAUGCCCCCAGCAGCCCCCCCGCGCCACUCUUCCCCCGUGCGCUCCUUUUCCUCCUCCCACUCUGUUCCGACAACUCCCCGCCGAUCCAAUCUCCAGCAGCUGGCGCAACUUAUCGUCUCCCCGCAACUCGGCCGCUCUCAGCAUCCGGCUCAACCGGCUUCGCACCCCAUGACCCUCACCCCUUCCGCCAAUGUUGAUCCUUCCCGGUCGGGCUCCCCCCGCCCAAGUUCCCCUAUUCCCAGUUCCCCCCGGCACAGCUACCCCCAGCCUUCCUCCCCCAAUCCCGCUUCCUCUCAUCCCAGUUCUCCGCGCCAUAGCUCCCCCUACGCGCUGCCCGUGUUUCCCGGGAGCGGAGGCUCCGGCUCGCGCCCAAGCUCCCCCAUCCCCGCUCGUCCAGGCACUCCGCGGGCGUCCGCAUCUUCCGCCUCCAACACCGGCGCGAACUUCGUCGGGGGAGCGUUUGGCCCCACGCGGGGAGUUCCCGGAAUGAUCACCGUCGCCAGCGCCGUUGCGCCUCCCGCGCCCGCGAGCACCGGCGGAAGCGGAAUGGGAGGACCUUCCGCGACAGGGUAUGCUGCGCAGCCGUCCGUCCUAGCCGCGCCGCCGUCGUAUGCCCGCUCCAGCAGCCACAGCGCCGGUCAGCGCGCCGCAGCAGCGGCUAAUGCAGCGGCGCAUGCGCACGGCGCAGGAGGAGCGCAAGGGUUGCACUUUUACAGCCCGCACGGGCACGGCGGCAGCGCCAACGUUGGCGGGGGCGGAAUCCCAUCCUCCCCGUCUUCAUCAUCCGCUGCCGCCCUCCGCUCCCGCGACCACCACCACCACCAGUACCCUUCCGCCUCCGCCGCCGCUCCUCCCGCGCCCCUCGCUUCCGCCAGCGCCGCUCCGCCAGCCAGAACGCACUCGCUUUCCUCUGCGCAGCGCCGGCUGCUGUCGUCCGUUGAUGCGCUGCUCGCAGCUGCCGCCGUGGCAGGCGGCGUGGGGAGCAUCAGCAACAACACGCCUGCCACGUCAUCAUCGGCAUCUUCUCGCGCGCCUGCUCGAGCGGAUGCCGUUCCGCCUUCCGCCGUCACCUCCCCGCCAUCCAAGCCCGCGUCGCCUCCGCUCGCUCCGCUCCCAGCUAUUGCACUUCCCCCCAUCCGUGUCCCCGCGCGGCAAUCCGCGGCGCCGUCAGUCUCCGCGGCUUCCCCGCGCAGCGCGUCCGCUUCGCCUUCCGCCACCUCCGCUCCACACCACUCUCUCCGCGCAGCCUUUUGCCCGCCGAGUGCCGGCGGCGGCAGCAGCGCCAAUGCAAGCGCGCCGAGCGGCGACGAGCGCGCAGGUGCUGCUUCGGGACACAUGGCAACCACGCCGCAAAGGAAGGAGGCGAAGCCCCCCGAUCAGUACGUGCCGUACCACGCCGCGCCAGGAUCGUCUCUAUCGACCGCGGCGGCGUCGGCGGCGGCGGGGCCGGCAGCACAGCCACAAGCACCCGCAGCUCCAGGCGCAACAAGCGGCGUGCUAUCCGAACCGGCAGGCUCGAAGGCAGCAGGGCCACGCGGCAGUUCCGGCGGCGCAACAAACGUCGGACCCGUCGGAAGCACGUCGGCCGCUGUCGCAGCAGCGGGAGCGGCGGCGGCGGCGGCGGCGGCAGGAGGAAGAGUCGACGCAGCAGCAAUGGCGGGAGGCGGAAGCAUCAGCAAGACAUGGAUUCUGGACUCCGCAGGCGGCGCGGGUUUGGGAGGCGGUCCGGCGGUGACGGCUAUGGCGGGGUCCAUGGGCAGUGCCACGUCAGCAGUGGCGGUUGGGGGGGUCGAAGAUCCGUUACCCAAUUGGGACCCUACAGACGACCGGCUUAGUAGCGUUGCUGGCAGCGACAAGGUCGUACCUGGUGGAGGUGUACCUACGGAUAAGCGCGGCAGCGGCGCGGCAGGGGGAGGUGCGGUCACGUGGGGAGGGGUGAUCGGCGGAGGCGGAAUGGUGGAUCGGCGGGAAGUGGCGCGGAAGUGGGUGGCGGGACACGCGGCGGCCGGAGGGGAGCAGGGUAUCGGCGGGAGCGGAAUGGGCGGAGGGGUUGGCGGAGGGUUGGGCGGAAGCAGCGGCAUGGGCGGGGCGUACGGGAACGCGUUUUACCGCAUGGGGCGCACGCGCGCGUGGGCGACGCGGCGCGCGGGCACGGCGGUGCUGCGGCACGGCGCGCUGGUGUGCCUGCAAUGGGGGAAGGACAAGCUCCUGGCGGCCGUUGAGUCGAACGGACGCUGGGAGCUCGGCGCGGUGCCAUUGCCGCCGCUCGAUAAUUCCGCGCAGUCUGCGGAUGCCGCCACCGCGGGAGGCGCAGGCGCAGGCGCGCGCACCGGGGCGGGCGGAGGAGCAGGAGGCGGGGGAACUGGCGGAGCGGACAGCGCGGGGGCCACCACCAACGGAUCGUCGUCGUCAGCUUCGCCAGCGUCGCAGGCGUCGUCAGGGUCGUCGUGCGACGGCGUGCCUCUGGAGGGCGUGUUCGUGCUGAUGUGCUUCGGCGGCGGGCGCGUGGGGCUGCGCUCCGUCGCCGCGGACGGGCGCUGCCUCUCCGCCACCGCCACGCCGACCUCCGCGCACUACUUCGCGGGAUGGUGCUUCCAGGAAACCGAGGUAUGGGCUAUGCCCCCGGACCUCUCCUCUCUCUCCGCGCCCCACGCCUCCUCCCCCGCUGCCAGCGCACAGGCGCGUGCGCAGCCGGCGGGCGGGGGCGGGGGGGGAGACGCUAGCGGAGGGGGAACAGGCGCUGGAGCGGGGGCGGGAGGGGGAGGGGAGGUGGAGGUGGGGGGGUGGUGCGAGGAGCUGGGCGGGGUGUUGGAGGGCGCGGUGCUGCUGAGCAGUGUGGUGCAUCCAGCAGCGGUGAUGCAGGUGCACGUGCAGGGCAUUGCGGCGCUCUCCCACCGCGCCUGGCGCCACACUCAGAACGAGGCCAGCGCUGCCAACCGCCUCCGCGGCCAGGUGCUACAGCUGAGGGACAGGGUGCGGCUGCUGGAGGCAUCAGAGACAGUGGCAGCCAUGGCAGCAGCGGCUGUUGCAGCCAGGGAGGGCGGAUCUGGGGCAGGUGACACCGCGCUCAAGCUGCCUCUCUGCUCCUGCCCCUCCAAGCCUGCUGCUGGGGGGGACGGCACAACCGCUAAGGCUGGUGGUGGUGGUGUGACCAGUGGCAGUGUCACCUCUGCUGCUGCUGGUAGUGGUGAUGGGAGGUGUGCGACAUGUGGGCUCUUUGUUGCUGUCAGCAACCAGAGUGUUUUCAUCACCACUAUUGCCAAUCUUAAAGCCAGAGUUUCCCAGCUGGAAGAGGAGCUGCGCGCCAAGUCGCAUAACCUCUCCACCAACUCCUCCCCCGCGCCCUCCAUCGCCUCCUUCUCCUCCUUCUCCUCCUCCUCUUCCGCCACCUCCGACUCCGCGCGCGGCGGUUUCCCCCACUCCACCUCCUCGCUCCGCCCGCCGUCCCCCCCCGCGGCGCUGGCGGACAUGGAGCGCCGCGCGCUGCAGGCGGAAGGGGAGAAGGCGGCGCUGCUGCUGCAGAUAGAGGAGCUUGUUGCGGGGAAGCGCGAGGCGGAAGUGGGGCUGCUCGCGGCUAAGCGGGAGGCGGAAGCGGAGGCGGAGGUUGCGCGCCGGGCGCGGGCGCGGGCGCAGGCGGAAGCGGAAGCGGAAAGAUCGGACGCACGCAGGGCGGAGGAGGCGGCGGAGGAGCGGCGGAGCCAGCAGCGCGCGGGGAAUGCGAACAGAGAAAGGCGCAGGUGGCUUAGCGAGAGCACUGGGGGAGUCGCUGGCGGAGGCGGAGAGAUUGGCGGCAGUGGGGUGGCGUAUGGGGCUAAGGGGAACGCGACGGCGCAGGCGCAGGCGGAAGUGGAGGCGGAGGCGCAGAGGGAGGAGCUGGUGGCGGUGAAGAGAGAGGCGGAGGAGCUGCGGAGCAGACUGCGCGGCAUGGAGGGCAAGGCAUCGGAGAGCAUGCUGACAGCACUGCAGCACAAGAUAGAGCGCCUGGAACGCCUGCACUCACACCCCAGGGGAUCAGCAUCGGCAUCAGUGUCAGCAUCGGUGUCACCCUUCCACGGGUUGUCCUUCUCUCCGCAUCCGCACUCCCCGUCUCCGCUUCCCCUCUCCGCCAAUCAUCCCUCCACCGCUGCCGGAUCGCCCCCUCCUCCUCUCUCCCUAUCCGGGGCCCCUUCCCCCGCGUCCGGCGUUUCUUCCGCGCGCAGAGAGCUGGGGGGGUGGGGAGACGCGGGGGGGCGGAAGGAGAGGGAGGGGGAGAGGAGGCAGGCGUGGGAGAGAGAGCGCGAGGAGCGGAAGCGGCAGGAGGAGGCGGAACGAGAGAGUGCGCGGGAGAGUGCGCGGGAGAGGGGGCGCGAGAUGGAAAGAGAGCGGGAGCGCGGGCGGGAGAGGGAAAGAGAGCGGGAGCAGGAUCGAGGGCGGCGCGUUGCAGAGCGGAUGCUCGAGAAAGAACGGGAGAGGGAGAGGGAACGCGCGCGCAUGAUGCGGAGGCUAAAGAGUCCCCAAGAGGCAGCAGCAGCAGAGGCAGCCGCGGAGGAGAUGCGCGUGAGAGUGCACCAGGGGAGCGACAACCUCGGGCUUGACGCGUUCUGCCGCAUGCACAGCCAGGGCAGCCUCCCGGGCAGCCUGAGAGAGAGCCUCGUGGGGAGCGUGCAUGGCAGCCUGCAUGGGAGCUUGCGAGGGAGCUUCAGAGAGGGGUUGCAAGGGAGGAAGCAUGGCGGUGGCGGUGGUGAGGAGGGAGGGGGAGUGGGUGGUGGCGGACGGUGGGGGGGAGCGGAGGGUGGUGCGGAUGGUUGUGCUGGGGUUGGGCGAGGACUAGGCGGAGGGAGUGGUGGGGACAGGGUAGAGGGAGGGAAGCACGUUGGUGGUGGUGGUGGCAACAGCAACAGCAGCAGCAGCAGGCGGCUUGUGAGACAGGUGUCAGCAGGAGCAGUAGUAGUAGGAGUAAGAGGAGGAGGAGAAGUAGGAGCGAGGAGCAGUUUGGAGGAGUGCCAGGGCGCUUUGAGCUCUCUGUUCGAGCCUGUGCUUCAAAAGAGGUCCGAGAGCUCGUGUGAUGGCGAGGAGUGUGACUCUAUGGGGCGAGUGCGGGUGAGGCGGAGAGGGGAGGAGGGGGUGGGAGGGAGUGAGGAUGAGGAGGAGGAGAGUGCGGUUGAUGAGGAGUUAGAGGAAGAGAGGACGGAGCAUGGGUGGCGACUCAAGGCAGUGGUGGGUGGGGAUGAAGGAGGGGAGGAGGGUGAGGGAGUGGAGGGAAGGGGAGAGAGUAAGAGGAGUGAGAGGGAUGACGAGGGUAGGGUGAACGAGAGGAGUUAUGGGGAACGUGGUAGGUUUGAUGCGAGGGUGGAGGUGUGGGAGGGGUGGAAGGGACGGGAGCAGCCUGCACCUAACAGAGAGAGUGUAAGUCCGGUUGCUGCUACUGCUACUGCUACUGCUACUGCUACUGCUGCCCGCGCUGCUGGUGCUGGUGAUGCUACUGUUAAUGGUGGUGCGGCCACUGCUGCCGCCGCCGCCGCUGCUGCUCUUCGUGCUGAUCGGCACGGCAGGGCGGCAAGAGCAGAGGAAGGAUAUGGUGGGAAGGAAAGUGAGACGCGUGUGGGCGGAUGGAGGGGAUGGUCUAAGGGGUCACGAGGGGGUGGGGAGGUCAACGCAUCUGCUGAAGGUGAUGCUGGUAGCACUGCUGCAGAGGGUGCUGCUGCUGUCAACCCUGGCAGCACUGCUGCUGCCACCAGUGCAACAGCAAGCAGCAUCCCUGCCAUCAGCAGCAGCAGCAGCACUGCAGGCAGCACGAGAAUCAAUACCACCACUGCCAGUACCACCCCCAAUACCACCACCGCCAGUACCACCCCCAAUGCCACCACCACGAUCAAUAACGCCGCCAGCAGUACCACCAGCAAGGCCAGCAGGAGCAUCAGCAGCAAGACAAGCCCUCCAGGCACGACAACAGCAGCAGCAAGUGCAGGCCGGGCAUCCUCCUCCCUGAGCGCGACUCUAGCAGCAGCGGACCUGGGUCCGUCACUCAAGCAGCGAAUCCUGCUGCUGCAGCAACGCAUGAACGCCAUGCAAGCAGCCGCCACCGCCGCUGCUGCCGCUGCCGCCACUGCAGCCGCAGCAGCAGGAGGAGGUGCGGCCUCUUCUGGGCGGCUGUCACCCACCUCGGUUCUACCCUCCAGCAGCAGCAGCACGGUCAGCUCUCCUGGGAGUGUGUGGCUGGGUGGUGGUGGUGAGGGUGGCUUAGGGGGCGGUGGUGGAGGAACCUCCCCUAUCUCCCCCCACGUAUGA